This is a messenger RNA of Spinacia oleracea (spinach), 2209 nucleotides long. RefSeq lists its product as uncharacterized. Gene Ontology annotation, biological process: regulation of GTPase activity. Lineage: Eukaryota; Viridiplantae; Streptophyta; Magnoliopsida; Caryophyllales; Amaranthaceae. Gene Ontology annotation, molecular function: small GTPase binding; GTPase activator activity. The transcript has 7 exons. The record is from RefSeq and is a predicted model, not a curated record. The coding region runs from base 723 to 1907 and encodes 394 amino acids.
UUAUUAUUUUUUUUUAAAAAAAAACCCAAAAAAGAAGUGAGCUCCAUCCUCCAGCCACCUCGAGUAAGGGUGGCUGUCAACACAGACACCAAGCUGAAUCUCCGUCGUGUUCUCCUCACCUCUCUUUCUCUCUCCUAAAUCCAUUUCUCCGCAAACUCCGCACAUUUUUUUUUUUUUUGAUCUUUAUUCUACAUAUUAUUACCCUUUUUUUUCUUCUUUUCCAGUUACCUCCAAAUUUUGCAUUCCUCAAAUCAAAGACAAGGAAAAAAAUUCCCACUUUUUUCCUUGUUUAUUUCUAAAGAAAAUAAAAUUCCCCACUUUGUUGUUGGAAUUAUUUUGAAUAAAAUUCCUUUUGUUGUUGAUAUUCAUUGUUAAUUUUGUUUGUCUUUAUUAGUUCUUGGUUGAAUCUGUUAAAUUUCAUCCAAUCAUUUGCAAUUUUGGAUAAAAAAGAAAGGAUUGUACAGUGAUUUUUUUUCCUUCAAUUUUAUCUCAUUAGAUUCAAUUUCUUCCCCCCAAUUGGGUGUAUGAUUAGAUCUUCCUGGAAUCAUCUUUGUAAAUUUUCAAGUUUUCUGGACAGAAUUUGGGGUUUUUACUUUUCUGGGCAUUGAAAAUUAGCAAUUUGGCUCAAAAUUUGAACCCUUUCGAUCAAAUCUAAACUUCUGGGUCCUAAAUUUUGACCCCCUCUUGAAAACUUCGAUCAAUUGAAAAAAAAACCCAGAAAAAUGUAUGCAACUCAGAGCAAAAGAAACAUGUCAUUUGAGUACCAGGCUCAAAUAAUCAAUUACAGGCCAAGUCUUCAUACAAGAAGGGCAAAUUUGACAGUAAAAUUCCAAGAUAUUUAUGGGUUUUCAGUGGAAGGGAAUGUUGAUGAUGUGAAUGUGUUGAAUGAGGUGAGAGAGAAAGUGAGGGAACAAGGUAGGGUUUGGUGGGCAUUGGAAGCUAGCAAAGGUGCUAAUUGGUAUCUUCAUACUCAUGUUUCAUCAACCCUUAAAGCAUCCCUUAAAUUGUCAGCUUUAGCUAAUGCUAUCACAUUGAAGAGGUUAAUUAGGAAAGGGAUCCCCCCAGUUUUGAGGCCUAAGAUCUGGUUUGCAUUGUCUGGUGCUGCUAAGAAGAAAUCGACCGUGCCUGAGAGUUAUUAUGAUGAUCUUAUUAAGGCGACGGAGGGAAAGGCUACAGCUGCCACGAAACAGAUUGAUCAUGACUUGCCUCGAACUUUCCCUGGCCACCCUUGGUUGGAUACAUCAGAGGGGCAUGCAGCUCUCCGACGUGUUCUUGUUGGGUACUCAUUUCGUGAUUCUUAUGUUGGUUAUUGUCAGGGUUUAAAUUAUGUUGCAGCAUUAUUAUUACUCGUUAUGAAGACAGAAGAAGAUGCUUUUUGGAUGCUAGCUGUCCUACUGGAAGAUGUUUUAGUCAGUGACUGUUACUCAAAUAACUUAUCUGGGUGCCAUGUUGAGCAAAGAGUUUUUCAGGAUUUACUCACUCAAAAGUAUCCAAGGAUAGCUGCUCAUUUGGAAGCCUUGGAAUUUGAUGUCUCCCUUGUCGCCACCGAAUGGUUCCUGUGCCUCUUUUCGAAAAGCUUACCGUCAGAGACAACUAUGCGGGUAUGGGAUGUCCUUUUCUACGAGGGUGCGAAAGUUUUGUUCCAUGUAGCUUUGGCUAUAUUCAAGAUGAAAGAAGACGAGUUGCUUCUGAGCCAUCAUGUUGGCGAUGUAAUAAACAUAUUGCAGAAAACUACUCAUCACAUGUUUGAUCCUGAUGAUUUAUUGACGGUGGCGUUUGAUAAAAUAGGUUCUAUGACAACCAACACAAUAUCAAAGCAGAGGAAAAAGCAGGAACCGGCUGUGAUGAAAGAACUUGAUCAGAGAUUUAGAAGACUAAAUUCCCUGAAAGAUGCAGUUGGGCAGUAGACCAAAAGUGUAACUGUAGAUGCCCCAAGGCAUAUUUGCAACUGCAACUGUGACCGGAGGCAUUUUUGUGCUUGUAAUAUCAAGUACAUUACAUUACUGCAGAAAUAUAGUUUAUGUAUUCUGUAAAUUAACAAAAACUAGUAAUUACAUCCCUAAAGAGGGCAAGCUCUGAUAUAUAUGUAUGCCCCUUGUUGGCUUGUUAAAUCACACCCCUUUUUGUUGUUGUUUUUAGGUUUUCCCAAGUGUAAAUGUUCGUUUCUCACCAACAGCAGGAACACAAAUAAGAAAUUUAGAUUAUAAUA